Plasmodium cynomolgi strain B is the source of this 3069-nucleotide messenger RNA. Its product is annotated as serine-repeat antigen. The record is from RefSeq and is a predicted model, not a curated record. Lineage: Eukaryota; Apicomplexa; Aconoidasida; Haemosporida; Plasmodiidae. The transcript is spliced from 4 exons. Bases 1 to 3069 code for a protein of 1022 amino acids. Gene Ontology annotation, molecular function: cysteine-type endopeptidase activity. Gene Ontology annotation, cellular component: lysosome.
AUGAAUCACAGGGUCUGUUUCACCUGGGCGAUAUGUGCCCUGCUCGGAACGGAUGUCGGCGCUAAAUUAGUAGUGGACGGGCUGUGGACAGGUUCGGUAUCCCUCUCAAAUGCGAGCAGUAAGCGUACAGACGCAAAAAGGUUACCUCUCUACCGGGGGAGUGAUAGGGGCGUUUCUUCUGAACAUUCGUCUGACAUAGAAACAGGUAGUGCAGUACCCCAUCCCGCACCAAAUGUGGCUCCACGAAAUGCAGACGAUGCUGCAGGGGGAGGUCAGCCCCCCCAGGAGGUUGAUCACCCUCUUAACCGUGUCACAAGCGUUAUGGCUGCCCCCGUGAGCAAGCGGAGCGAGGUCGAAGUUAGAUCCGCGCUGCUUAAAAACCACGAUGGAGUGAAAAUCACGGGGACGUGUAAUGCAAAGUUUCAGCUGUUCCUCGUUCCACAUAUAUCAAUAAGUGUCGAGGCGGAGAGUAACACAAUUCAGCUAGGUCGAAAGUUAGAAGUCGUGACGAUUACGAAGAAGCAGCACAAGGUGGUUGGCAGCAAGUCGUCCCCGUUGUUACAGUUUGAGGAGGAUGAGAAAUUCCUCCUCAACCAAUGCGCAGAGGGGAAGGCGUUUAAAUUCGUGGUGAUCGUUAAGGGGGAAGAGCUCAUCCUCAAGUGGAAGGUCUACGAAAGGGAGCCUUCAGCAACGGACAACAACAAAGUCGACGUGAGGAAAUACGUGCUGAGGAACCUGGGGAGUCCAAUUACGUCGAUACAAGUGCACAGCGGGAAGGAGGACAACGACGUCUUCUUGUUGGAGAGCAAGGCGUACCUCUUGCGACAGGACAUUCCUAAAACGUGCGAGCGGAUCGCCACCAACUGCUUCCUCAGCGGAAACGUAGACAUCGAAGGAUGUUUCAAGUGCACCUUAUUGUGGGAAAACACCAAAUUGGGGAGCCCCUGUUUUAGUUACCUCCCACCCGAUGUUAAGCAUAACUAUGAACAGAUAAAAAUGAAGGCACAGGAUGAAGGGGAUAAAGAAGAAGCCCAACUAGAUGAGUUCAUCCGUAGGGUCCUCCAAAUGGUACAAAAAAUGGAGAAAAAUAACACCCCCAGGAAAGGAAAAAACAAAGGAGAUUACCCAAAUGAUAAUCUGAAGGAACUCCUUCUAAGUUAUUGCCAAAUGAUGAAGAAGGUUGAUACGAGUGGAACCCUUGAAGAGCACGAAUUAGGAAACGAAGUAGAUGUGUUGACCAACUUGGAAGGGUUAUUAAGAAAGCAUUCGAAUGAAGAAAUAGCUGUAUUGCGAGAGAAGUUAAAAAACCCAGCCAUCUGUAUGAAAGAUGCAGAUAUGUGGAUAGUGCAAAAACGAGGACUGGCUUUGCCUACAUUUGAGUACAAGCAUUUACAAAGGAGGAGGGUUACUACUCCUGUGGAUUCGAAAGAAGACAACAAAGAAACAGACAGAAGAAACGUUAUCAAAGACAUGUACAUCCCUGGCUAUCGCGCUGUUAUUGACCUUUCCCAAAAAAGCGAGAUGAACCAUUCGAAUCCCUCAGGGGAGAUGUUUUGUAAUGAAGAUUACUGCGAUAGAUGGAAGGAUAAAAAUAGUUGCUUCUCAAGCAUAGAGACAGAAGAACAAGGAAAUUGCAACCUCUCUUGGUUGUUUGCAUCUAAGACACAUCUAGAAACGAUUAGAUGCAUGAAAGGGUAUGACCAUUUGGGUUCUUCCGCUUUGUACGUAGCUAACUGUUCAAAAAGGGGAAAUAAAAGUAAAUGCACUUCUGGAUCGAAUCCGUAUGAAUUUCUCACCAUUGUUGAAGAAAAUGGGUUCUUACCACCCGCGUUGUUGAUUCCGUAUUCCUAUGCAGAUGUUGGAAAUGGUUGCCCCAGGAAGGAGAAUCACUGGCAGAAUCUAUGGGCAAAUGUGAAACUGUUAGAACCCUCAGAUGAACCCAAUUCGGUGAGCACCAAAGGGUAUACAUCCUACGAAAGUGACGACUUUAGGGGGAACAUCGAUGUGUUUAUCGAUCUGGUGAAGCGCGAGGUGAGGGGAAAAGGAUCCGUUAUGGCUUACGUCAAGGCGCUAGGUGUCUUGGGUUACAACAUGAACGGGAAGGAGGUACAUAGCCUGUGUGGUGAUAAAAGACCAGACCACGCGGUGAACAUAAUUGGGUAUGGCAAUUAUAUAAACACGCAGGGACUGAAAAAAUCCUACUGGCUUGUACGAAACAGUUGGGGAAAAUACUGGGGAGAUGAGGGAAACUUCAAGGUAGAUAUGCACGGGCCAGCAGAUUGCCAACACAACUUCAUCCACACCGCCGCUGUUUUCAAUCUGCACGUACCCAUGUCGGAGGGCCCUUCCAAGAGGGAGGCCCACUUAUACAACUACUACCUGAAGAGCUCCCCUGACUUUUUGGGAAACAUUUACUAUAAGAACAUCCGUCGUAUGAGCGGUGUCGCAGAGAAGGGUAGAACUGGUAGACAUCAAAGCUUGGCUGUGCAAGGGCAGGAGGGACAGAGCGAUCUCCUGGAGGGCAGCACCCCCUCAGGAACUGCUAACCAAGUUGAUGAACCGAAAGGGGCGAGAGAAGAUGCACCAAAAAGGGGGGACCAGGGGAAAUGCAUGUCUGAGGAUCCCCCAAUAGAGGUAGUUAACGAGGAGCUAAUAUCCGAAUCGACAUUAACGCUGAUUCCUCAGGCAGCACGGAGAGAAGGUCAAGUAGAGGCAAAUCCUGCACCACCUUUAACCGUUGCAGCGUCUCUCCCCCUAAGGGGGGACGUACUGCUUGUGCGGGAUGGCACUGACGAGGGAAGCACAGAAGCUGCAACAGUGGAAGUGCUGCACAUUUUAAAACACAUUAAACAUGGAAAGGUAAAAUUGGGAAUAGUUACAUACGGCGAUGAGAGUGACAUUUCUGGGGACCAUAGCUGCUCCAGAUCGUUAGCGCAGGAUUCAGAGCAACUAACCGAGUGCAUACAGUUUUGCCACAACGAGUGGCCUAACUGCAGAGAUGAGGCUUCUCCUGGGUACUGUCUAGCGCAACGGAGGAAGACGGGCGAUUGCUUUUUCUGCUACGUGUAG